AUGUUGUACCUCGUAGGACUUGGUCUCUCAGACGAGACAGAUAUCACUGUCAAAGGCCUUGAGGUCGUCAAGAAGGCUUCCAGAGUUUAUCUUGAGGCUUACACCAGCAUCCUACUCGUUGAGCAAUCUGUUUUGGAAUCUUACUAUGGACGCUCUAUCACUGUAGCUGACCGUGAGAUGGUCGAGUCAAACAGCGAUGAGAUUCUCCGAAAUGCGCAGAACGAGGAUGUGGCAUUUCUUGUUGUUGGAGACCCCUUUGGUGCGACCACACACACUGACCUCGUUCUUCGUGCACGAGAGCUCGAGAUCCCCGUCCGAACCGUUCCCAACGCCUCCAUCAUGUCCGGUAUCGGUGCCUGUGGUCUCCAACUGUACAACUUUGGCCAGACUGUGUCCAUGGUCUUCUUCACAGACUCAUGGAAGCCGGCCUCGUUCUACGAUCGUAUAAAGGAAAACCGUCAGAUUGGACUCCACACAUUAGUUCUGGUAGACAUUAAGGUCAAGGAGCAAAGUCUCGAGAACAUGGCUCGCGGUCGCUUGGUGUACGAGCCCCCUCGCUACAUGACUGUUGGUCAGUGUGCACAGCAGAUGCUGGAGAUUGAGGACGAGCGAAAGGAGGGUGUCUAUACCAAGGACAGCUUGGCUAUUGGUGCCGCGCGUGUAGGAGGUAAGACGGAAAAGUUUGUGGCCGGGACAUUAGAAGAGCUUUGCUCUACAGAUGAGGAGCUUGGGGCCCCCCUGCACAGUCUCGUUCUUCUUGGCCGAAGGACACACGAGUUGGAGCUUGACUACGUUCGACAAUUUGCGGUUGACAAGGAGAAAUUUGAGAGGCUAUGGAAUGCCGAGUAUGGAAAGCAGCUUUGA
Messenger RNA from Fusarium sp. VM40, 864 nucleotides. NCBI's taxonomy places the organism in Eukaryota, Fungi, Ascomycota, Sordariomycetes, Hypocreales, Nectriaceae. The record is from the annotation of a GenBank genome assembly.